GAUUAGAAACGGCUAAGCAAUAACGCAAAGAUUCGGCUGACAAUGGGGAAGGGGUUCCCGUCGUACUUGGCGAUGAAGACGGGGCCGGAGGGCGGCGACGGCGCGGCGGCGGCGGCGCAGCAGGCGCUCAUCGACGCGGACCUGCGGAACCUCGGCGUCGCCGCGCGAAAGCUCGCCAACCACGCCUUCGUCCUCGGCGGCGGGUUGGGGUUCGGCACUUCCUUCCUCAAGUGGCUGGCCUUCCUCGCCGCAGUGUAUCUCUUGAUAUUGGACCGCACGAACUGGAAGACCAACAUGCUGACAGCUCUCUUGGUUCCUUACAUUUUCUUCACUCUGCCUAAUGUGCUGUUUUCUCUGAUCAGAGGAGAGGUGGGGAAAUGGAUUGCGAUUAUUGCUCUUAUUCUGCGCCUAUUUUUUCCGCGCCACUUCCCAGAUUGGUUAGAGCUUCCCGGUUCCAUCAUCCUGCUCACAGCAGUCGCCCCCAGUCUGUUCGCACACACCUUCAGGGAUGACCUCGUCGGUGUCUUCAUAUGCCUUGCGAUCGGAUGCUACCUGCUCCAAGAGCACAUCAGGGCGUCAGAUGGACUCAGGAACGCCUUCAGGAAGGGCAAUGGCGUGUCCAACUCCAUUGGCAUCCUCCUGCUCUUCAUCUACCCUGUCUGGACCGGGGUGCUGCAGAUCCUGUAGGCGCUGUUGCCUCCGUGUUCCCGUCUGCUGUCCAGGCGUCCAGCUCCGUUGCCGUUCGUCUCUUGUGCAAAUGUUUCUUCUAUGGUGAUCGUGGUUCUGUGCUAUCGGGAUGGGAUGUAGAUCGAGAUGUUGGCCAUAUUAUCAGGCGUGUAAACCCUUGCCGCUUCUGUUAAGUUGUCGCAAGUUUGAGGAUGGGUGUUUAUAGCAACUACUGUAUAUCAUUUGAUGUUAUUUCUGAAUAUGAUGUCAAGCGGUGACAAA
Molecule: messenger RNA, 948 nt
Organism: Zea mays
Lineage: Eukaryota; Viridiplantae; Streptophyta; Magnoliopsida; Poales; Poaceae
Product: cold acclimation protein COR413-PM1
Exons: 4
Coding region: 43-687 (214 amino acids)
Cellular component (GO): membrane
Source: RefSeq, marked validated